GGGGCCGGAAGCAGAAGUGCCGCAGGGAGUUAGCGGCGUCUCAGUUUCCAUGGAGACCAGGAGCUCCGAAACGCGGAGGUCUUUAGUGUCCUGGACCAACGAGUGCCAGGGGACAAUGUGGGCGCCAAGUUCGCUACCAGCCGGGUCCAGCAGCCCCAGCCAGCCCACCUGGAAGUCCUCCUUGUAUUCCUCCCUCGCCUACUCCGAGGGCUUCCACUACAGCUUCGCAGCCCGGCCCCGCCGCCUCACGCAACUUGCGCUGGCGCCGCGUCCCGAGCCUCAGCGGCUUCGUCUACGCCCCUCCUCGCUGCGCACCCAAGAUAUCUCGCACUUGCUCACUGGCGUCUUCCGCAACUUGUACUCUGCCGAGGUCAUCGGCGACGAAGUGAGCUCAAGCUUGAUCAAGGCCCGCGGCAGCGAGAAUGAGCGCCACGAGGAGUUCGUGGACCAGCUGCAGCAGAUUUGGGAGCUCUAUAAGCAGCGGCUGGAUGAGUUUGAAAUGUUGGAGAGACAUAUCACUGAGGCCCAAGCACGGGCUAUUGCGGAAAACGCGCGGGUCAUGAGCCAGCCUGGAGUACAGGACCUCGAGAGCCUUGUCGGGUUGCCUCCAGUGAAGAGUGUCUUCAGAUGGUGUAUAGACAGCGAAUUGCUACGGAAACAUCAUUUGAUCUCCCCAGAAGAUUACUACACCGAUACAGUGCCAUUUCACUCUGCACCUAAAGGCAUCUCCCUACCUGGAUGUUCAAAACUGACAUUUAGCUGUGAGAAGCGUUCCGUCCAGAAGAAAGAGCUGAACAAGAAGCUUGAAGAUUCAUGCAGGAAGAAGCUUGCUGAGUUCGAAGAUGAGUUAGACCACACUGUGGACAGCCUGACAUGGAAUUUAACUCCUAAGGCCAAAGAAAGGACCAGAGAACCUCUCAAGAAAGCAAGUCAACCAAGGAAUAAAAAUUGGAUGAACCACUUACGUGUGCCACAGAGAGAACUAGACAGACUUCUGCUUGCCAGAAUGGAGAGUCGGAACCACUUCCUAAAAAACCCCCGUUUUUUUCCUCCUAACACUCCAUAUGGAGGCAAGUCUCUUAUUUUUCCUCCAAAGAAGCCAGCACCGAUAGGAGAAUUCCAGAGUACAAAGCCAGAACAGAGUUGUGCUGAUACUCCAGUGUUUAUAGCUAAGCCACCAAUUGGGUUUUUCACAGAUUAUGAAAUUGGUCCAGUUUAUGAGAUGGUAAUUGCACUGCAGAACACCACCACAACCAGCCGCUACCUGCGAGUCCUCCCGCCUUCCACGCCAUACUUCGCUCUAGGACUGGGGAUGUUCCCAGGAAAAGGUGGAAUGGUGGCUCCUGGAAUGACCUGCCAGUACAUUGUCCAGUUUUUUCCCGACUGCCUUGGGGAUUUUGAUGAUUUUAUUUUAGUGGAGACCCAGUCAGCUCGCACACUUCUGAUCCCCCUGCAGGCUCGGAGGCCACCCCCCGUGCUGACAUUGUCACCGGUGUUGGACUGUGGUUACUGCCUCAUUGGGGGAGUCAAGAUGACCAGAUUCAUCUGCAAAAAUGUGGGUUUCAGUGUUGGCAGGUUCUGCAUUAUGCCCAAAACAAGCUGGCCACCACUAAGUUUCAAGGCCAUUGCAACCAUCGGCUUUGUUGAACAACCUCCUUUUGGAAUCCUGCCUUCGGUGUUUGAGUUGGCCCCGGGACAUGCUAUAUUAGUGGAGGUCUUGUUUUCCCCAAAGAGCCUAGGAAAGGCAGAGCAGACCUUCAUCAUCAUGUGCGACAACUGCCAGAUAAAGGAGCUGGUGACCAUAGGAAUUGGGCAGCUGAUUGCUUUGGAUCUGAUCUAUAUUUCUGGUGAAAAAAGCCAACCAGACCCUGGAGAGCUCACAGACUUAACAGCCCAGCACUUCAUACGAUUUGAGCCUGAAAACGUUCGGUCCACGGCUAGGAAGCAGCUGAUUAUUAGAAAUGCUACGUCCUUUCCUGCUCCCUCCUGGAGCAGGGCAGGGAGGCAUGGGGUGGAGGGACCUGGUCCCAGCAGAACUGGGACAUGGCCUUGGAUGCGUUGCUCCCACAGGCAUGUGGAGCUGGCCUUCUACUGGCAGAUCAUGAAGCCCAACCUGCAGCCCCUCAUGCCUGGAGAAACCUUCAGCAUGGACAGCAUCAAGUGCCACCCCGACAAGGAGACCGCCUUCUCCAUCAUGCCGAGAAAGGGGGUUCUCAGCCCCCACACAGACCAUGAGUUCAUCCUGAGCUUUUCUCCUCAUGAGCUGAGGGAUUUUCACAGUGUGCUCCAGAUGGUGCUAGAGGAAGUCCCAGAGCCUGUAAGUUCAGAAGCAGAGAGCCUGGGGCCCUCCUCCUACUCUGUGGAUGAUGUGAUCGUCCUGGAAAUCGAGGUGAAAGGCUCAGUAGAACCUUUCCAGGUUCUCUUAGAGCCAUAUGCCCUCAUCAUCCCAGGGGAGAACUACAUUGGGAUAAAUGUGAAGAAGGCUUUUAAGAUGUGGAACAACAGCAAGUCACCCAUCAGAUACCUGUGGGGGAAGAUCAGCGACUGUCACAUCGUUGAAGUGGAGCCUGGCACAGGGGUCAUAGAGCCCAGUGAGGUCGGGGAUUUUGAGUUGAACUUUACUGGGGGUGUCCCUGGCCCCACAAGCCAGGACCUGCUGUGUGAAAUCGAAGACUCGCCCUCGCCAGUGGUGUUACACAUUGAGGCAGUCUUUAAGGGGCCUGCCCUCAUCAUCAACGUCUCAGCCCUUCAGUUUGGUCUGCUCCGCUUGGGGCAGAAAGCCACAAACUCCAUCCAGAUCCGGAACGUCAGCCAGCUCCCAGCCACAUGGCGUAUGAAGGAGAGCCCAGUCUGCCUCCAAGAAAGGCCUGAGGAUGUGUCUCCCUUCGACAUUGAGCCUUCGAGUGGCCAGCUUCACUCUCUGGGGGAGUGCAAGGUGGACGUCACCUUGGAGGCCCUGCACUGCCAGCAUCUGGAGACCGUCCUGGAGCUGGAGGUGGAAAAUGGGGCCUGGAGCUACCUUCCUGUGUAUGCUGAGAUACAGAAGCCCCAUGUGUACCUACAGAGCAGCCAGGUGGAGGUUAGAAAUCUCUACCUGGGUGUGCCCACGAAGACAACUAUCACACUUAUCAAUGGCACGCUCCUGCCCACCCAGUUCCACUGGGGCAAGCUCCUGGGGCACCAAGCAGAUUUCUGCAUGGUGACAGUCUCCCCCAGACAUGGCCUGCUGGGCCCGAGCGAGGAAUGCCAGCUCAAGUUGGAGUUGACUGCUCAUACCCAGGAAGAGCUGACCCAUCUGGCCCUCCCUUGUCACGUGUCAGGCAUGAAGAAGCCACUGGUUCUAGGCAUUUCUGGGAAGCCCCAGGGACUGCAAGUGGCCAUCGCCAUCUCUAAGGAGAGCUCUGAUUGCAGUGUUUUCAGCACAGAGCAGUGGCCAGGCCACCCAAAGGAGCUCCGCCUGGACUUUGGCUCAGCGGUGCCACUGAGGACCCGUGUGAAUCGCCAGCUCAUUCUCACCAAUCGCUCCCCAAUACAGACCCCUUUCUCCCUCAAGUUUGAGUACUUCGGGAGCCCCCAAAACAGCCUGAGCAAAAAGACCAGCCUUCCCGACAUGCCUCCUGCCCUGCUAAAGACAGUAUGGAUGCAAGAGCACCUGGCCAAGCGAAAGCAGCUGGAUUUUAUGGAGAGCAUGCUAUCCCACGGGAAAGGAGCUGCUUUCUUCCCUCACAUUUCCCAGGGCAUGCUGGGGCCCCACCAGCAGCUAGGCAUUGACAUCACAGGCUGUGCCAACAUGUGGGGCGAGUACUGGGACAACCUCAUCUGCACGGUGGGAGACCUGCCACCGGCAGUCAUCCCAGUGCACAUGGCAGCGGUGGGCUGCCCCAUCAGCUCCCUGAGGACCACCUCCUACACUACCGACCAGGCCCAGAAGGAACCAGCCAUCAGGUUCGGCACCCAGGUCUCCGGAGGAGACACAGUUACCCGAACCCUUCGCCUGAAUAACUCCAGCCCCUGUGACAUCCGCCUGGAUUGGGAGACCUAUGUUCCAGAAGACAAGGAAGACCGGCUGGUGGAGCUGCUGGUGUUUUACGGGCCACCUUUCCCGCUGCGGGACCAAGCCGGGAAUGAGCUUGUGUGCCCUGAUACCCCUGAGGGUGGCUGCCUCCUCUGGUCCCCAAGCCCCUCCAGUUCAUUGGAAUUCAGCCAUGAAACUGACUCAUCAGUUGAGGGCAGCUCCAGUGCCAGCAAUAGGGUGGCACAGAAGCUCAUCUCAGUCAUCCUGCAGGCACAUGAGGGGGUGCCCUCCGGCCACCUAUACUGUAUCAGCCCCAAGCAGGUGGUGGUCCCUGCUGGGGGCAGCAGCACCAUCUACAUCUCCUUCACCCCCAUGGUGCUCAGCCCUGAGAUCCUGCACAAGGUGGAGUGUACUGGCUACGCCCUGGGUUUCAUGAGCUUGGACAGCAAGGUGGAAAGGGAGAUUCCAGGGAAGAGGCAUCGCCUGCAGGACUUUGCGGUGGGACCCUUGAAACUGGACCUGCAUAGCUACGUGAGGCCUGCACAGCUAAGUGUGGAGCUGGACUACAGCGGCAGUAUGGAAUUCCAGUGCCAGGCCAGUGACCUCAUUCCUGAGCAGCCCUGCUCUGGGGUGCUGAGUAAGCUGGUGACCACCCACCACCUGAAGCUGACCAACACUACAGAGAUCCCACACUACUUCCGGCUCGUGGUCUCCAGGCCCUUCUCAGUUUCUCAAGAUGGGGUGAGCCGGGACCACAGAGCUCCUGGCCCUGGCCAGAAGCAGGAGUGUGAGGAGGAGACAGCCUCAGCGGACAAGCAGCUGGUGCUCCGAGCACAGGAGAACAUGCUGGUGAACGUGUCCUUCUCACUCUCCCUGGAGCUGCUCUCCUAUCAGAAGCUCCCGGCCGACCACACACUGCCUGGAGUGGACAUUCGGCAGAGCGCGAGUGGAGAGAGAGAGAUGGUGUUUACUCAGAACCUGCUCCUGGAGUACACCAACCAGACCACUCAGGAGCAUCAGCGCUUGGGGUCAGCAGGGUUCUCUGUGUCCCAGAGGCCCUGGCUCAGAGCCCACCCAGAAUGGACAAGGUUGCCUGGUCUCCCACAGGUGGUGCCCCUGCGGGCCGUGGUGGCUGUGCCUGAGCUGCAGCUCUCCACCAGCUGGGUGGACUUUGGGACCUGCUUUGUGAACCAGCAGCAAGUCCGGGAGGUCUACCUGAUGAACCUGAGUGGCUGCCGAAGCUACUGGACUAUGCUGAUGGGCCAGCAGGAGCCAGCCAAGACCACUGUGGCCUUCGGGGUCUCCCCAAAUAGUGGGCUGCUAGAAGCACGAUCCGCCAAUGCACCCCCAACCUCCAUCGCCUUUCAGGUUUUCUUCACUGCCAGGAGUAGUGAGCUGUACGAGUCCACGAUGGUGGUGGAAGGUGUGCUUGGUGAGAAGUCCUGCACCCUGCAGCUCCGGGGCCGAGGCUCCUAUGAUGAGAGAUACAUGUUGCCUCACCAGCCCUGAGGCUCUGCCCCAGCCCCAGGCCCCAGCUGGAGAAUAAACAAACAUCGCCCAGGGAUUAGGAGCAGAUCUGCAGCACAAAGACACAGACUUGGGGACCUGGGGACCUCUGGGCAGCUCCUGGAAUGGAAGAACCCCCUUCCACAAUGGUCUCAGCCUAGGCCCUCAUGAUAUGUCCUCAGAGCAAACAUAAAGGACAGACCACAUCACAGUAGA
Messenger RNA from Symphalangus syndactylus (siamang), 5737 nucleotides. RefSeq names its product DLEC1 cilia and flagella associated protein (gene DLEC1). The record is from RefSeq and is a predicted model, not a curated record. Gene Ontology annotation, biological process: negative regulation of cell population proliferation. Gene Ontology annotation, cellular component: cytoplasm; cilium. Lineage: Eukaryota; Metazoa; Chordata; Mammalia; Primates; Hylobatidae. Gene Ontology annotation, molecular function: tubulin binding.